This is a messenger RNA of Eurytemora carolleeae, 359 nucleotides long. Its product is annotated as small integral membrane protein 8. The transcript is spliced from 4 exons. The record is from RefSeq and is a predicted model, not a curated record. The coding region runs from base 36 to 302 and encodes 88 amino acids. Lineage: Eukaryota; Metazoa; Arthropoda; Copepoda; Calanoida; Temoridae.
AAUGUUUAGUUUCAGAAUGCUCUAAUCAGUGAAAAAUGAAGGAUUCAAAGCCAGCAGAAAAUCCCAAGGUGGUGGGAGAAGGGAUUAGGUCUGUUCAAACGAGCAAUGUGUUCCGAACCCUGAACUUCGAACUGUACGCUAAACCAAACAAGUUCAUUAUGGUGUGUGGAGUUCUCGCAAUUACGGGGUGUUUUGGAUACUUAGCCUGGAUGAAAUCUGUGUACAAGGAUAGAAAUCUAUAUACAGCACUGGAUGAGAACGAACAAUUAGUUCUCAGAGAGAAGAAAACUAGAUGGGAUUAGUGAAGGAUUAAACUUGAACAAUAACUUGUAGUGAAGCUUAAACAGUAAAGUAAACAG